Molecule: messenger RNA, 1858 nt
Organism: Loxodonta africana (African savanna elephant)
Lineage: Eukaryota; Metazoa; Chordata; Mammalia; Proboscidea; Elephantidae
Gene: DPEP1
Product: dipeptidase 1
Exons: 11
Coding region: 424-1653 (409 amino acids)
Biological process (GO): proteolysis
Cellular component (GO): plasma membrane
Molecular function (GO): metallodipeptidase activity
Source: RefSeq, a predicted model, not a curated record
AGCCUGGGAGGAGAGGCAGGUGGCUGGGGUGGGGCGACCAGCAGCUGUGAGUCCUGAAGAGGAGGGCCAGGCUGGGGACAAAGCCACAACACAGAGGCCACGGUGAAUGGACAGGUUCGCGCUGCUGGGGAGUGGGCUUCUCCCCCCAGGUCAGGACCAGGCCUUUACUACGCCUCCACCUAUCCUGGCAGCUGCGCCCGGCUCUCCAGAUUCAAUCUUCCCAGCCCCCUCAUCCAGCUGACAGCUGGUUACUCAUUGAACUCAGUGUGAAGGGAGAGGCCAGCGGUAAUCGUCUCGGCCAAAGUGCCUUUGUAAUCACCUUCCCAGCACCAGUGUGGCUCCUUACAAUCCUGAUCUGGCUCUUGUGCGCACAGGCAGCCAGGUGGACAGGCUCUGAGCUGUGGUGGACGCAGGCAGGACGCAAUGUGGAGCGGCUGGUGGCUGUGGCCCCUGGUGGCUGUCUGCACUGCUGACAUAUUCCGGGAUCAAGCAGAGAGGAUCAUGCAAGACACACCCGUCAUCGAUGGGCACAACGACCUGCCCUGGCAGCUGCUGAAAAACUUCAACAACCAACUGCAGGAUGAGAGAGCAGACCUGAACACUCUGGCCAGCACGCACACCAACAUCCCCAAGCUGAGGGCUGGCUUUGUGGGUGGCCAGUUCUGGUCUGCGUACACUCCGUGUGACACCCAAAACAAAGACACCGUGAAGAGGACGCUAGAGCAGAUAGAUGUCAUCCAUCGGAUGUGCCAGUUGUACCCGGAGGCCUUCAUGUGCGUCACCAACAGCUCAGGCAUCCGGCAGGCCUUCCAGGAGAAGAAGGUGGCCAGUCUCAUUGGCGUGGAGGGAGGCCACUCCAUCGAUAGCAGCCUGGGUGUCUUGAGGACGCUGUAUCACUUGGGCAUGCGCUACCUGACCCUCACUCACAACUGCAACACGCCCUGGGCCGACAACUGGCUGGUGGACACAGGAACGGAUGAUGCCCAGAGCCAAGGUCUGUCACCUUUUGGGAAGGUGGUACUGAAGGAAAUGAACCGCCUGGGCAUCAUGGUUGACCUGGCCCACGUGUCCGUGGCCACCAUGUGGGCUGUCCUCAACCACUCGUCGGCUCCCGUCAUCUUCAGCCACUCCUCGUCCUAUACAAUAUGUCAACACCGGCGCAAUGUGCCUGACGACGUGCUGCAGCGGGUGAAGCAGACGGGCAGCUUGGUGAUGGUGAACUUCUACAAUGACUACGUGUCCUGCAAAGACAAGGCCAACCUCUCUCAAGUAGCAGACCACCUGGACCACAUCAAGAAGGUGGCAGGUGCCGAAGCAGUGGGCUUCGGUGGGGACUUCGAUGGUGUUACGAGGCUGCCUACUGGCCUGGAGGACGUCUCCAAGUACCCAGACCUGGUUGCCGAGCUGUUGAGGAGGAACUGGACAGAGACAGAGGUCAGGGGUGCCUUGGCCAACAACCUGUUGAGGGUCUUUGAAGCAGUGGAGCAGGUGAGCCAUCACACACAAAAACCUGAGGAGGAGCCCAUUGAACUGGACGAGCUGGAAGGUUCCUGCAGGACCCAGUAUGGCUACUCAGCUGCCCCUGGCGUCCAUCAAAAGUGGGGGAUCCUGCUGGCUGCCCUCGCCCCCUUCCUGCUCAGCUGGUGCCAGUAACUGAGGCCCUGGGGACCGGAAACUGCCCGCGGGGUCCUGGAGCUGAUGCUGGUUGAUCUGGGGGCCUGAGACCCCGUGGCCCCACUCCCCACCCAUGAGGCUGGCUUCCCCAAGCUCAGGAUGCUGGAUGCGUGGGACCCUCAAUAAAGGCACUGCCCCUUUAAGUCCUGAGGGUGUGUGUCAUCAGUGCCUGCCCUGAGCAGGG